Chaetomium strumarium is the source of this 2616-nucleotide messenger RNA. RefSeq names its product glycoside hydrolase family 3 protein. The record is from RefSeq and is a predicted model, not a curated record. Gene Ontology annotation, molecular function: beta-glucosidase activity. Gene Ontology annotation, biological process: glucan catabolic process. NCBI's taxonomy places the organism in Eukaryota, Fungi, Ascomycota, Sordariomycetes, Sordariales, Chaetomiaceae. The transcript has 3 exons. Bases 176 to 2554 code for a protein of 792 amino acids.
UAGCCCUGGGAUCUCAGAUCUCAACAUAACGUUACCCGGACUGUCGGCUCCAAAGCAUUACUCUCCCGUUCUUAACCAAGAGCAGACCCGGAUUUGGUACACGAGUACGAAAAAAUUAGCUCGGACCCUGCACCCCGACACUGCGAAUUAUGCACGCAGGUAUUCCCAUGCCUCCAUGGAGUUCCUAAAAGGCGCUUACAGCAUGCUUCCCCACAAAUUCCGGGGCGGCCGGGACCCGGCGGAACAGGCCGUAUUGAGCACGAAGACGGUCGUCUCGGUUCUCUGCGCCGCCUGCUCGUUGCAAGAGGGCGCUGGAGUGCCCGAUUUGCCAAACCACGGACUUAGCCCACCGGUUUAUCCCUCUCCUCCGGGAAGCGGUUCCACCAAUGGCCGCUGGACCACGGCCUAUGACCGGGCACGAGACCUGGUGUCGCAGAUGACGGUUGAAGAGAGAGUCAACAUCACGCAGGGCUGGCCCGGAAUAUGCGUGGGCAACACCGGCGAAGUGCCCCGUCUGGGCAUCCCGGCGCUGUGCUUCGCCGACGGCCCCUCGGGCAUCCGCGGACAGGAGUUUGUGUCGGCGUUCCCGGCGGGGAUCCACGUGGCAGCCACCUUCGACCGGGAUCUCAUGUACCGCUACGGCCGAGCACUGGGUGAUGAGUUUCACGGCAAAGGGAUCAAUGUCGCGCUGGGCCCCGUGGCAGGUCCGCUGGGGCGCGUGGCCAAGGGCGGGCGGAACUGGGAGGGCCUGAGCAACGACCCGUAUCUGGCCGGCGCCGGCAUGGGCGCCGUCACGCGCGGCAUCCAGGACGCCGGGGUCAUUGCCACACCCAAGCACUGGCUGUUGAACGAGCAGGAGUUCCGCCGCCGGUGGACCGAGCUGGGCGAUGCCGUCAGCGCCAACGUCGAUGAUCGCACCCUGCACGAGCUGUACGCGUUCCCCUUCAUGGAUGCUCUGCGCGAAGGGGCUGGGGCCGUCAUGUGCAGCUACCAGCGAACGAACCACUCGUACGCCUGCCAGAACUCCAAGUUGCUGAACGGCGUCCUCAAGACGGAGCUCGGCUUCGAGGGCUUCGUGGUCAGCGACUGGGACGGGCAGAUGUCUGGCGUGGCAUCCGCCAACGCCGGCCUGGAUCUUGUCAUGCCCCGUGCGGGCUUCUGGGGCGACAAUCUCGCCGAGGCGGUGCGCAACGGCUCGGUGAGCGAGGAGCGACUCGGCGACAUGGCCAUCCGCAUUCUCGCACCGUGGCACUACCUUCACCAACACACCGCGUAUCCGCCGCCAGCUAUCUACACCAACACGCAGAAGCAUUUCCCCGUGGACGUGCAAGCGGACCAUGCCAGGCUUAUCGAGGAAAUCGGCGCCGCGGGCACGGUGUUGGUCAAGAACGUCAACAACACGCUGCCCUUCAAGAAGCCCAAGUUCCUCUGCGUCUACGGCUACGGCGCCGCCCUCAAGGCCAGCCCCUGGCAGAACCGCGAUCGGUAUGGCGGCGGCUACGAAGACAACUUCGGAUGGAACACGUUCAACGGCACGCUCAUCACCGCCGGCGGAUCGGGCGGCAGCUCGCCCCCAUACGUCGUGUCUCCCUUCCAAGCUCUGCAGGAGCGCGUCGCCCAGGACCGGGGCAUCCUUCGAUGGGACUUCUACUCGGAGGACCCCACGCCCUACGUCAACGCCGACGCCUGUCUGGUGUUCAUCAAUGCCUACGCUUCGGAGAGCUUCGACCGCCCCAGCCUGAAGGACGACUUCAGUGACCGGUUGGUGCUAAACGUUGCCUCGUGGUGCGCCAACACCAUCGUAGUAGUGCACUCCGCCGGAAUCCGCACUGUCGACGCAUGGAUCGCCCACCCCAACGUAACGGCCACCCUCUUCGCGGGGCUGCCGGGUCAAGAAGCGGGCCACAGCCUUGCGUCCGUCCUUUACGGCGACGUCAACCCUACCGGACGUCUCCCGUACACAGUAGCCCGGUCGGAGUCGGAUUACGGCGACUUGCUCAACCCGACCACCUCAUCCGACCCGUUCCCCGAGGCGAACUUCACCGAGGGCCUGUUCAUCGACUACCGCUACUUCGACAAGCACAGCAUCACCCCGCAAUUCGAGUUCGGCUUCGGCCUGUCCUACACCAGCUUUGCCUACGCAGACCUGUCCGUGUCAAAGACCACAACAACAACAACAACCACAGACCUAGCCGAGUUCCCGGACAAGAAUGUCCGCAUCGUGCAGGGCGGCCACCCGGCCCUGUGGGAGGUGGUUGCGCUGGCCAAGUGCACCGUGACCAACACGGGCGCGGUGGAUGGCGCCGAGAUUGCGCAGCUCUAUGUCAGCAUCCCCGGGGGGGACUCGCCCGUGAGGCAGCUGCGUGGCUUUGCGAAGGUCGGGCCGCUCGUGCCCGGCCAGGAGAGGGAGGUUGUGUUUGAGCUGACGAGAAGAGAUUUGAGCGUGUGGGAUGUGGUGGUGCAGGACUGGAGGUUACGGAGGGGGGUGUAUGAGAUUUGGGUAGGGGCUAGCAGUCGGGAUCUGAGGCUGAAGGGGGAACUGGAAGUCCGCUGAGCGGACCAGCAUGGGAGGCAUAGAGCAUAUGCAUAUGAACUAUCGUUCUGCAUUCUUCAGUG